UUACUUAUAGUUAUAGCACAUGUUAAGAUGAAAUCUUUUGUAUUGUUAUAUGUUUUGUCGGAAUUAGCAAACUAUGUGGGACUGACUGAUGGAUAUUUGGUUGGCGCUGGACUCAAUGUCCGUUUCGCUCAACUCCUGUACACCGACACCAAGUAUCAAGUAUUAAGAGAAGAGAUGAUUAAGAUCAACACACGUAACCUGGUGUACCACUGCAGAGCGGACAAGAGUGACUGUGACAUGGCGCUUGCUAAAAUGCGGUACAAAGCCAGCAAACAUUUCUAUGCGCUUUCUAAAGCUGUGGUCGACUACGUGAAGAAUAAACGACAAGCCCGCCCUACUGGAUAUGUUGGCACCGCGACAUUUUGCCAGGACAACAUCUGCGUACCGGAUACCGAUCCGCCGAUCGUGUACGGUGGCUGCUACACGCUGGUGUCAUGCGGUGGCAACCAGACAUGGCAUUUGGAUCCCGUCGUCUACAAAAAGAAGAAGAGCAGAUUCUUUUAA
Molecule: messenger RNA, 504 nt
Organism: Papilio machaon (common yellow swallowtail)
Lineage: Eukaryota; Metazoa; Arthropoda; Insecta; Lepidoptera; Papilionidae
Exons: 3
Coding region: 28-504 (158 amino acids)
Source: RefSeq, a predicted model, not a curated record